Molecule: messenger RNA, 618 nt
Organism: Physeter macrocephalus (sperm whale)
Lineage: Eukaryota; Metazoa; Chordata; Mammalia; Artiodactyla; Physeteridae
Gene: BEX5
Product: brain expressed X-linked 5
Exons: 4
Coding region: 186-524 (112 amino acids)
Biological process (GO): signal transduction
Cellular component (GO): cytoplasm
Molecular function (GO): signaling receptor binding
Source: RefSeq, a predicted model, not a curated record
CAGAUUCUUGGCAGGUCGGUGUAAGUGUGGGAGCUGCCUGUGGACCCUGGGGUAAGCCUGACAAAGCGCUGACGCCGCAGCGGGGACAGGUCUUUUAGGUCCGUUGGUGCAGCAGAUUUCAAGGCUACAAGAGGAAGACUGCUUCUGAUUCCUGCAGGAAGAAGAAGCAGGAAAAAAAUCUCAAGAUGGAAAAUGCCCCCAAGGAAAGCAGAGGAGAGGAGCAGGUUCCAGUGCAGAAUGAAGAAGCCCGCCCUUUGGAAGGUGGUGAAGGCCAAGAACCUGGAGGAAACAUUAGAGGGGAAUGGGCUCCACCUGCCCAGGAUUUUAGAGAGGCUAUGCCCAAUAGGCUUGUCGAUAACAUUGACAUCAUAGAUGGAGAUGCAGAUGAUAUGGAAAGGUUCAUGGAGGAGAUGAGAGAGCUAAGGAGGAAAAUUAGGGAGCUUCAGUUGAGGUACAGUCUGCGCAUUCUUAUUGGAGAUCCUCCUCACCACGACCAUCAUGAUGAAUUUUGCCUUAUGCCUUGAAUGCUGAGGUUAAAAAUCGUAAACCCCCCUGCUUCCCAAACUUGCAUUUUCUUGAUGUACUUUUUCUGUUAACCUUUCGUGUUCUGUCAUUUUU